CGCCACCGCCGCGUGGGGCCCGAGCGCCGGCGCCGCUGCCCCGGCAGCCGCCUCGGAGGUGGAGUACUUGAACGUGCGCCUGAGCCUGCGCGAGCCCCCGGCCGAAUCAACCUAUACAUGCCUACCCCAAGGUAACAGACAACACAUUUUCAAGAUGGCUGACUGGAGUCAAGGGCAAUGGAAAAGGGAAGUAAAUUGUUUUUUUGUCCAGGACUUUGGACUCUGUAUCUCUGUGCCCGUAACUACUCAGUAAAUAGAUGUAAGAUAAAUAGCAGUUGGACCUGGGAUUCAAAGUAAAAAAUCGCUUUGGUAAAAUCUGGGCUAUCAAAUAGUGUUUGAUUCACAACUCAGGUUUCGUCUUGUCAUUCUAACGGAAUAGAAUGGCUAACCCUAGACAACCUGAAAAUCUUAGCUUGUUUUAGAAUGUACCAAAACAAACCUUUGCAAAAAGUAAAAUCAUGGUCUGUUUUAGUUGAUUUCAUUGAGAAAAAGAAUCACUCCUAAUAUCUGUAGCUUGGAAGAGGCUAGCAACUUUACAUAGUUGUGGACUCUUAGGUUCAUUUAAUUCCAAAACCUAGCUGAAUUUCAGCCACCUGAAGAGAUUUUUAGAAAUCCAGAUAUUCAGGAAGUAUGGCUGUGGGAUCUGUUUUCAAAAAAUCUACUGGAUAAUUUUUCAGCAUUGUUAAUCUAACUACUUGCUUUCAUGGUGAUUGAUUUUCUUCAUAUUUUUAUUCAAUAAUUAUGGUAGAAAGACAAGACACAUCAGAGAGUUGGUUUCACUUCUUGGUCGCACACCAGGAGUAUGACCUUGUGCGUGUUCCUCAUCCUUCCUGAGCCCCAGUCUGCCUCUGUGAUGGUCUUCUAGCUCCCACGUUCACCAGUGCUCUGAAUUACGAGUUUGGGCUGAAGGACCAUUAGCGAAUGAAACAUCUUGUGACAUUGUAGUUCUCAUUGCCUAAGACAAAGGUGAAGGCAUCCUCUUACUACAGCCUGGAAAACAUGAAUUUCCAUUUAGCUUCCAACUUCCAUCUGAACCUUUGGUAACCUCAUUCUCCGGGAAAUAUGGAAGUAUUCGGUACUGUGUGAGAGCAGUUUUGGAACGACCCCAGGCACCUGAUCAGAGCAUUAAGCGGGAACUCCAGGUUGUCAGUCACAUCGAUGUCAACACACCAGCAUUACUAACCCCUGUAUUGAAAACGCAAGAGAAAAUGGUUGGCUGUUGGUUUUUCACUUCUGGUCCAGUCUCACUGAGUGCCAAAAUUGAAAGAAAGGGAUACUGUAAUGGAGAAGCUAUUCCAAUCUAUGCAGAAAUAGAGAAUUGUUCCUCUCGUCUGAUUGUUCCUAAAGCUGCCAUUUUCCAGACGCAGACUUACCUGGCCAGUGGGAAAACGAAGACCGUGCGGCUCAUGGUGGCCCACGUGCGCGGGAACCACAUCGCCUCCGGGAGCACCGACACCUGGAACGGGAAGACCCUCAAGAUCCCGCCUGUGACGCCGUCCAUCCUGGACUGCUGCAUCAUCCGAGUGGACUACUCCUUAGCUGUGUAUAUUCACAUUCCCGGUGCUAAAAAAUUGAUGCUUGAGCUGCCUGUAGUGAUUGGCACGGUUCCAUACAAUGGUUUUGGCAGCAGAAACUCCAGCAUUGCCAGCCAGUUUUUUAUGGAUAUGAGCUGGUUGACGCUGACUCUGCCAGAACAGCCUGAAGCACCACCAAAUUACGCAGACGUGGUGUCGGAGGAAGAAUUCUCUAGACACGUUCCUCCUUACCCUCAACCCCCUAACUGUGAGGGGGAGUCGUGCUGUCCUAUGUUUGCCUGCAUUCAGGAAUUCAGAUUUCAGCCUCCGCCUCUUUAUUCAGAGGUUGAUCCACAUCCUAGUGAUGCAGAAGAGACCCAGCCUGUUUCCUUCAUUCUCUGAACGUAUUUCAGAAAUCACUGUGUUCAUCACCAAAUUAGAAUGUUGGUUCUUUCCCCCUGUCUUUUUGGGGAAGAGGGAGGGAAGAUUAGCUUAAGAACAUAAAUAGACAUCAAGACUGAAGGUGAUAGAAAUUAAAGAAUGCGUGAACUUUCCAGUGGGCCAACAGGAUUGUUGCACAAGUUUGUGAUGUGGUCUUGUAUCCCUUUAGAACUAUGGGACAAAGAUGUGAAAAGUCACAGAAUGUAAUGGAAGUCCUGAUGGUGAUAGAGUAAGUGAAGAGUGCCUAUGCUGACCCAAGAGAAAGGUGCCUGUAAACAGUGAAAACACUAUGCGAGCAUAUCUUUACAAAGGUUUCUCAAAGUAGAACAGAUGUAUCCUCAGCUUUAAGGCAGUAUGGACGCAUUGGGAGGAGACUUGAUUUUGGAGAACGUAGCAGCGCAAGGGUGUGCAUGAACAGGAAAGGGGCCCACUCUAAAUUAAACAUGAAGCGAGACCCUCUGGUGUCAGGGUCUUCAUGAUUUCUAACCAUAUUCCAUAGGACUGAAGUCCUUAAAAGAAUCCUUUUCGGAGGUCAUGGUCUUAUGAGGUUCUAAUAAAGUAAUACAGUUUUCACUCUUUUAA
This is a messenger RNA of Lagenorhynchus albirostris (white-beaked dolphin), 2537 nucleotides long. RefSeq names its product arrestin domain containing 4 (gene ARRDC4). Gene Ontology annotation, biological process: protein transport. The record is from RefSeq and is a predicted model, not a curated record. The transcript has 9 exons. Lineage: Eukaryota; Metazoa; Chordata; Mammalia; Artiodactyla; Delphinidae. Bases 1209 to 1916 code for a protein of 235 amino acids. Gene Ontology annotation, cellular component: plasma membrane; cytoplasm. Gene Ontology annotation, molecular function: ubiquitin-like ligase-substrate adaptor activity.